GUCUUGAUAGAACUGGUUAUUCUUUGGAUCCAGCUAACGAAUGCUAAAGUAAAGAGCCGAAGGAGUCUGCGAACGAACGUUCGAAUAGUGAAACAAACGUAUGAGAACAAGGCUUCGUUGUCACUAGGUCACCAUACAUAAACCAAUAUGCCGAAUUCGUCCGCAAUACCCCUGGAUUUGGACUGGGUAAACUCGUCGCAGGUGAACUUAUACUCUGUGAAGGAAACAUGUGCAAAUAUUAUACGUCGCCGUUGUGUGACAGAAGCAAACGCAAUAGCCUGGCAUUUGCGUGCCAUUACGUGCAUCGACCUUACGACACUCUCAGGCGAUGACACUCCAUCCAAGAUAUUCAGGUUGUGUUCAAAAGCGGUGGCUCCCUUGUGUAAGGAGAUCACGGAUUUCAUAGGACUAUCGGUAACCACUGGAGCAGUCUGCGUUUACCCAGCUAGAGUAGCUGAUUGUGUGCAGUCAUUCAAAGACCUAGGUGCAGCUGUGCCUGUUGCAGCUGUUGCCACAGGCUUUCCUACUGGACAAUACAGCCUGUCAUGUCGCUUAGAAGAGAUCAAAUAUGCAGUUGAAGAAGGAGCCUCUGAAAUUGACAUAGUCAUAAAUAGAGCAGCAGCACUCCAACACGAUUGGGAACGAGUCUAUGAAGAAAUUGUGGAUAUGAAACGUGCCUGUAAACGGGCGAACCUUAAAGCCAUCCUUGCCACUGGUGAACUUGGUUCGCUGCAGAAUGUGUAUAAAGCAUCCCUCGUAGCGAUGAUGGCCGGAGCGGACUUUAUUAAGACUUCGACUGGGAAGGAAAACGUAAACGCGAAUCUGCCUGUAGGUCUUACAAUGCUUAGAGCCAUUGAGGAGUUCUAUCAGGAAACCCACAGAAAGGUGGGCUUUAAGCCAGCUGGUGGCAUACACACCGCCAAGGAUGCCCUUAAUUGGCAACUCUUGACCAACGCGAUCCUUGGCGAAAAAUGGCUUUACAACGAUCUUUUCCGUAUCGGUGCUAGUGAUCUGCUGGGCGAUCUUGAGAAGCAAGUGUUUGUUUACGCUACUCGCAGCGUCUGGAAGUCCUGACCUCUGUAACAAGUGGCAACUCAAAGUAUAUUAAUGCGUAACUAUAAUGAUGAACAUCCAGAAAGGAAAAUCGAACUUCAAGAACUUGCAGCAAUUUAAGAAACUUCUGAUUUUUUGACGUAUUAUAUUAGGUAGUCAAAAGAUCGCCACUGCCAUUAUAAAUGAAUAGGAAGACCAAGGGUGCGCUAGACUCAACGUAACGAUAAAUCCUUAUAGAACACUGAAUUAUGUACGGACUCUUGCUUCGAAUUCUUUCUGAUCAGUACUUAAUUGACCCGACUAGCUAAAUUAAAUUUCAGAUGGUCCUAGCUAUUUUCA
Molecule: messenger RNA, 1392 nt
Organism: Varroa destructor (honeybee mite)
Lineage: Eukaryota; Metazoa; Arthropoda; Arachnida; Mesostigmata; Varroidae
Gene: Dera
Product: deoxyribose-phosphate aldolase
Biological process (GO): carbohydrate catabolic process; deoxyribonucleotide catabolic process
Cellular component (GO): cytoplasm
Molecular function (GO): deoxyribose-phosphate aldolase activity
Source: RefSeq, a predicted model, not a curated record